Messenger RNA from Pelobates cultripes (western spadefoot toad), 31493 nucleotides. Lineage: Eukaryota; Metazoa; Chordata; Amphibia; Anura; Pelobatidae. The record is from the annotation of a GenBank genome assembly.
GGGACCGCGUGACGUUUCACGUUGCUGUGAUUGGCUGAGGCGGAGGAGGUUGUGAUUGGCUGGGAGCAGGGAGGCGCUCAGUUUGUGUUACAGUUGGGAAGCAGUGUCCUGGCGGCAGUAGUCCCGCGGAGGGAGCGGAGAGCGUGCAUCCCGGUACGUGUUAUACAUUACAAAGACUGCGGAGGGGGAUAAGCUGCAAUAAAUAAAUAAUAUAAUAUAGGAAGUGGAAACCUGUGUUAUGUAUAUAGCGGAUAAUGGUGUGGCUAGUAUUAGCACAUGCACAGAGCCAUGAUAUUUGUGAAUAAGCCAUUAAUAUAGUGUGUGCUGUGUGGGUCAUUCUGUAUGUCCAUUCCCCUUACUCUAAUAAUGUAUUAUUUAUUACUGAUUUAUUUGUAUGUCAGUAACAUAGUUCUUGCUAUUGCAAGGUGAAUAGGUUUAAAAAUGAGUAUAUAUAUAUAUAUAUAUAUAUAUUUUUUUUUUUUUUAUCUGGAUCAUUUCUUCACCUUUUGUGCCUGUUAACAUGAAUUUUUAUUUAUUUGCUCUUUUGUAAAUUGCUGCAAAUUAUAUUUUGUGUGUGUUAAAAGAUUAUUUUGAAAGCUUAUCCCUUUAAGGACCUUUUAUGGUCAGUGUUGUCAUUUAAUGCCCGCACCGUUAAUUAUGGCAGAUUUUUAUAGAGCCUUUAUAGCUAAUGACCGGAACAUUCCGUUUUGGUGUUGAGUCUAAAGGGAUAGUUUGAGUAAAGUGUAGCAUUUGGUGCUUCCACCAAUGCUAAGCAGUGUUUUUUUUUUGAAACAUUUUCUUUUGGGUUUUGUGUAAUGAGCAAUCUCGCUGUUUUUUUUUGGUUUUUUUUUUUUAGAUGUGAUUAUGAACUUUAGUUAUUACUUUAACACAUGUGUUGUACAUCUACAAAGUGUCAGAUGAGUAACUUGCAAUUGUGAGAUUUGUCCAGUACAUAGGUGUAUAACCUAUUCUAAACAAACAAUUCUUAUUCCUUUCAGGUUAUUGUUAUUUGGAGAUUUUCCCAGCGGGUUUAAGAUAUGGCUUUGACACCCCCUCGAAACACACGACAUGGCAGGUGAGAAUCUUAAGAGGGAUAGUAAAGAUAGGGUUUUACUGUCUGAAAACUAUUUAAAACAGCUGAUGUUAAAAGGAAUCUAUAUAAAGAGAGAACUAUCCCCUAUUUCUAGGAUUAUGCAUUCAAAAUAAUUGGUAUAAAUAAAUAUAGCUACAUUUGAAUCUUCUCUUCUUUAACACUGUUUAGUGAGUCUGCUGCUGCUACAGUUUUACCUAUCCCUCACUAGAAAGAGACCUGCACUCAGAAGUGAUCAUUCUGGUCAUAUCCUACUGCUUUUUAACAAAGGUUCAUGGGAUAUGUAGUUUUUUUAAAGAAAACUUUCUGGGAGGAGAGGAUUCUCAGCCCAAGUGGUGUGUAUAGUGCAUGCAUAAUUUUGUCGACCGUCCUGAUGGAUGACUCAGAGGGAGAAUGGGUAACAUGAAUACUAUACCAAGCUGCAAUGGUUAUAUUGCUUAAACUAGAGUAUCCCUUUAACACUUGUAAGAUGAUUGAAAACUAGUUUGUAUAUUUUUAUGACUCCUAGUGCUUUCUGAUGAUUAAAGGAACACUAGAUAAGGUUAAAAAUAAACACAUUUGUGUUUAGAUUCAAGCCUCUCCUCUUUAAAACUGGAAAAGCUUAGCAUAGAAAUGCAAUUGGUACGUAAAGUACAUACACAGAAGUUGCCAUGCUCCACCAGUUUUUAGCCUGAUGAUGCCAAAUAUGAAGACCUAUGAAAAUGAAAGGUGUUCAUUGAGCAAGUGCUGCUAAUGACGGUCAGUCUGACCAGGACUAGAGGCAUGGUUAAAGCAAAAUGUAAACAUUGUCAGGCAAAAGGGAAAUGGUCUUAAUCUAGAUGAAGUGGUCAUCUUAGAAUGUACUUUUAAAAAGUGUUUGAGAUUUCCAAAUUAAGUUUUGUUGUUCAUAAUUUGAUACCCUACAAUAUUGUCUGGGUUAUUUACUAAAGUGAUAAUUGUCAUGACUUUAAAGUGAUUUUAAAAUUAUGGACCAAAAUAGCUGAAGUGGAAACAUAGCGGACUUGUAGGAUUUUUACAAAAAAAAUAUUUUUUUUGCCUUAAAGGAACACUAUAGGGUCAGGAACACAGAGGUAUUCCUGACCCUAUAGUGUUAAAACCACCAUCUUGCCCCCCUUACCUCCCUAAAAUAUAGUAAAAUCAUACUUGUAUUCCAGUCUGCAGCUGCCGGCUCUGCCCUUGUCUGCUGACAUCACCAGAAGUUGUGGUCUGAGCCAAUCGCAAUGCUUCACCAUAGGAUUGGUUUAGACGGUCAAGGAGACAGAUCAGGGGCAAAGCCAGCACAAGUCAAACACAGCCCUGGCGAAUCAGCAUAUCCUCAUAGAGAUGAAUUGAAUCAAUGCAUCUCUAUGAGGAAAGUUCAAUGUCUGCAUGCAGAUGGUGGAGAUACUGAAUGUUGUGAUGCACACUAGGCAGGACUGCCCCAGGAAAAAUAUCUAGCAGCCAUCUAAGGAGUGGCCAGUGAAGUUAUCACUAGGCUGUAAUGUAAACACUGCAUUUUCUCUGAAAAGACAGUGUUGACUGCAAAACGCCUAAAGGGAAUGAUUCUACUCACCAGAACAAAUGCAAUAAGCUGUAGUUGGUCUGGUGACUAGAGUGUUCCUUUAAGUUUGAAUUCACAACAAUUUUCUCUUUAGUAAAUAAUCCUGAUUUCCUCCUGCACAACCUAAAACUUGUGAUAUGUUUUCUCAUGUCAGGUAUGGUACAUCACCAUCACAGGACUCAUCCUUAUCCUCCAGCAACCCAGUCAAUCAGGUGGAUUCUACCCCGUUGCCUCCAGUUAAUGAACGGUUGGCAUACCUGCGUCCAUCUCGAGAGCUGUUGGAAUAUUACCGGAGGAAAAUUGCAGAGUUUGAUGAAGAACAUGAAGAUUUAAUGAAGCGACUUGAGCAAUAUAAAUCUACUUAUGAGGAACAGGUGAAUAUGUAGGUGACAGGUAGUAAAAGGGGGGGGAAAUCAAAUAAAAUAUAUAAAUGUCAUUUAAAAUAAAGAUAUCUUAGGUAAAUUUCAACAUAGAUAAAAACACAUUAUAAACUAUUAGAUGGCCACCUUGAAUUAGACAAAUAUAAUCUAAAUGUAAUUAGCUGUGUAAGAACAGCAAUAACUUUGUAUUCUGUGUCAUAAAUUUACAAUAAUGUGAAGUAACAAACUAGUAACGGUUAUAAGCCUACGAAGAUGGAUGAAAAAUGUAUUUAUACUUAAGUUAGGUUAGGUAAACUUCAACAUAAAUAUUUAAAAAACAAAACAAAAAAACCCAUAAAUUAUGUUGUGGUCACCUUAAUCUGGACAGAUUUAAAGCGGCACUGUCAUGCCGAACUUACCUUUCCUCAAUCUCUUCCUCUUCUCCCCCUCUCUCAGGAUCUGUUAUUCUUUUCUUCCUAUCUUCUUUAGUUUUCUUUAAAAUCAUAAGACAAAGUAGGGACUCUUUGCCUUAUGGAGGAUUCCUCCGCUUGACCAGCUCUGACCAGCGGAGGAGCAAAGUGUGCUUCAUUUCCGCUGGUCAGAGCAAUUUUCCCAUGAUCCUUACCUUCCCUCUGUGUUCCCGCGAUGCUUCCUGUCAUUUUACAUGAAACUGCCGAAUUGCAUUCUAACUGAAUGAGAACAGUAUGUUCGUUUCUUUUAGAACGCAAUUCGGCACUUUAUUCGGAUCGGAAUUUCAUUCCAAUGAAUGAAACUCUGAUCCUAUUCAUUGCUGUGGCUGCAUCUUGCAGCCGCUUAGUAGAUAACUCCCUAAUUCCCACGGUAUCAGGGAGUUAUCUACUAAAAGGCUGAAAGACCUAAAUUGGUCUUUCAGCCAACUUUACUAAUACUAAGUAAAGAUUACUUAGUAUUAGUAAAUAAUAUGCCCCUACUAGCUAUACCGCUUAUAGCUGCUCACUGUAAAAAACAAAACAAAAAACUAAUACCCCCCCCCCCCACGCCAUGCCCGUGGGGGCCCUAAAUAAAGAUGGGGGGGACCUACUGGCCCCCACCCCUGAGCGGUGGGUGGGGGCCCUAAAUAAAGAUAUGGGGGGGAACUUCUGUCCCCCCCCGGCCCCCACCCCUGCGCGGUGGGUGGGGGCCCUAAUAAAACAAUAAGGGGGGACCUACUGUCCUCCCCCCCGACCCCCACCCCUGCGCGGUGGGUGGGGGCCCUAAUAAAACAAUAAGGGGGGGGGACCUACUGUCCUCCCCCCCUGGCCCCCACCCCUGAGCGGUGGGUGGGGGCCCUAAUGAAACAAUAAGGGGGGGGACCUACUGUCCUCCCCCCCGGCCCCCACCCCUGCGCGGUGGGUGGGGGCCCUAAUAAAACAAUAAGGGGGGGACCUACUGUCCUCCCCCCCGGCCCCCACCCCUGCGCGGUGGGUGGGGGCCCUAAUAAAACAAUAAGGGGGGGGACCUACUGUCCUCCCCCCCCCCUGGCCCCCACCCCUGAGCGGUGGGUGGGGGCCCUAAAUGAAACACCCCCCCCAAUCAAGGUGACUAGGGGUCCCAAGCCCCUAGUCACCCCCCACCCAAAAAAAACCUAUCCCCUACCUACCCCCCUCACCCUAAAAAUAGUGAGGGGGGAAUAAAAUAACUAACCUGUAAAAAAAAAAAAUUAACUUACCAUUUGACGUCUUCUUUUUUCUAAAAUCUUCUUUCUUCAGCCCCCAAAAAGGCCAAAUAAAAAUCCAUUAUACCCGUCGCACUUUAAAAAAAAAAAAAGAGCGCAAAAAAAAAUUAAUCCAUGUUCGCCCUUCGAGGGCACGCCGCAGACUGAGCUCCGCAGGGCGGGUCAAGGCUUAUAAAGCCUUGCCCCGCCCUGCAAUUAGGCUUCGAACACUCUGAUUGGUGGGUUUAAGCCAAUCAGAGUGCUCUGAGUCAUUUUACACAGCGUGGGAAAAUUCAAAAGAACUUUCCCACGCUGUGUAAAAUGACUCAGAGCACUCUGAUUGGCUUAAAUCCACCAAUCAGAGUGUUCUAAGCCUAAUUGCAGGGCUAAUUUUUUUUUUUUAAAGUGCGACGGGUAUAAUUGAUUUUUAUUUGGCCUUUUUGGGGGCUGAAGAAAGAAGAUUUUAGAAAAAAGAAGACGUCAAAUGGUAAGUUUAAUUUUUUUUAACAGGUUAGUUAUUUUAUUCCCCCCUCACUAUUUUUAGGGUGAGGGGGGUAGGUAGGGGAUAGGUUUUUUUUGGGUGGGGGGGGUGACUAGGGGCUUGGGACCCCUAGUCACCUUGAUUGGGGGGGGUGUGUUUCAUUUAGGGCCCCCACCCACCGCUCAGGGGUGGGGGCCAGGGGCGGAGGACAGUAGGUCCCCCCCUUAUUGUUUUAUUAGGGCCCCCACCCACCGCGCAGGGGUGGGGGCCGGGGGGGGACAGAAGUUCCCCCCAUAUCUUUAUUUGGGCCCCCACCCACUGCUCAGGGGUGGGGUUCGUGGGGGGAGGACAGUAGGUCGCCCCCCUUAUUGUUUUAUUAGGGCCCCCACCCACUGCUCAGGGGUGGGGGCCAGAGAGGGAGGACAGUAGGUCCCCCCCCUUAUUGUUUUAUUAGGGCCCCCACCCACCGCUCAGGGGUCAGGGUCCCCCCUUAUUGUUUUAUUAGGGCCCCCACCCACCGCGCAGGGGUGGGGGCCAGGGGGGGAGGACAGUAGGUCCCCCCCCUCAUUAUCUUCAUGGCCCCCACCCACCGCUCUGGGUGGGGGAGGGGGGGAGGACAAUAGGUCCGCCCCCCCCUUAUUGUAAUUUUUUUUCAACAGUGAGCAGGAACAGGCUGCUCACUGUUUAGUAGACAUGCCCCUACUCGCGGUAUAGCGAGUAGGGGCAUUUGGGAGAUUUUAACCUCCCUUGUGCUAUUAUGGGGGUCAUAUUGACCCCCAUAGAGUGAGGGGGGCCUGGAGGGGGCUUAUGAAGUGGCGGGGAGCACUGCUCCCUGACGCUUCUAUAGUUACAUAUUACAAGGAGGGAGCUGCGUGCCGGUAGCUCCCUCCUUGUAAUAAACUGAACGAACAAACUAACACUGAUACAUUGUGUUAGUUUGUUCGGCUGAUAUUUCUAUUCACUCAUUCGUCUGUCUGAUGAAUGAGUGAAUAGAUGAAAUUCCCGUUCGCAUGUCCAGGUGUUUCACUGGGCAUGUGCGGGAAUCUCACAGUCUGUCUAGUGUGGGCUGAUGACGUGUCCCACAGGGACUUCAUCUACCCACACAAAGAUGGCGGCGCCCUGAAUCAAGAUCGGGGCAGAAAAUAAGGAUUAAAAAAUAGGUAAUAUGGGGGGCUUAGGGGCACUUGAGGGUGACUAGUGGGUCAAUUGGAUGUAGUGGAGGCGGGAGGGGGGGUUAAAAAAACAAAAACGGGAUUCGGCAUGACAGUGCCGCUUUAAUCCCAAUGUAAAUAGCUAGAUAAAAAUUGUAUAUUGUAUCAUUUAAUUACAAUAAUGUGAUGUAAGAUACUGGCAAUGGUUACAAACCUACUAAGAUGAAUGGAAAAGCAGGAUGUUAAACAAGUCGCCAACAUAGCCAUGAUGGCAAAGUAUCAAAUACAUUAUCCAAGCUAUAUAUAGAGGAUUAUUGUGGUAUAUACUCAGAGGGUAAAAUUAUUUACAGCUCCUAUACUGGUUUCCUUCAACUUAGCCCUCUAUGGCAGUGUUCCCCAACACAGUCCUCAGGGACCACCAAAAGUCCAGGAUUUAUGUAUUUCCCUGUUUUAUUCCAAUGGAGAUACUUACAAAACCUGGACUGUUGUUUUAAAUAUUUUUUAUUGAAUCACAAUAUAAACGUGGGUUUCAAGUGUUAACAAUUAAUGCAGUUAGUCGCCUACACAGAGGCGUGGGUAUUGAGGUUAUAAGUAGCAUGAGACAUUCAUAUUGCGGUUUUAUCUGUAUAACGUGGUUGCCUGCGCAGAGGCGUAUGGAUUAAUGUAAGCAAGUAUUCACAGAUAUUAGGUAUGCCUAAGCUUUACGAAACUAAACAUCGCAAUCAAAAGCAUGUCGUAAUAAGAUAUUAUAAGAAAGGGAGCGAUUGACAACUCUUAUGCAUUUUAGGCCAUUACACUCUUGAGCGCUCCAGCAUUUUUCUGGAUACUUUUAAACAAACGGACAUGAGGUCUAAUAUUUAAUGCUGUUGAGAAUGCACACUUGUCUAAUAACCUAUAUAUCGCCCGUAAAGCAAACAUAACAUCUAAAAACGUAGGGUAUAAGAUUGUGAGGGCUGAAAUUUAUUUUCUAUAUCAGGAUGCGUAUCUUAAGGCUGUGUCUAGUACGUAAGCAAUAUAGGCCUAUAGAAUGCUUGAGGUCCCUGAGCCGGCGUGGUCCCACACGGGGAUAGGUGACUCCAUGAUGCGUUGUUCAUCCGAGCGGGUCACCAGUCUCUGAGUUAUGCUCUAGCGCCGUCUGAAGUCAGGCUUAUGCUAACAGGUAGGCCGGAUUUAUUCGUGUUAGUGUUCCCGGAGUGCUGUCGGCCCUUUGUUGGUGUCUUUUUAAUGCUGGGGUGCUUCUCUCUUGCAGCGUGCCCAGAUGUCCGAUGUUAGGGUGAGUUAUAUUAGGUUUUAUGGCCUUUGUUUGGGGCUGUUGUUGGUCCAUGAGGACUUGAUUGGGGAACACUGCUCUAUGGGACAUGCAAUCUUGCUGUAAGCCAUUGAGGAAGCACAAAUGCCUCCAGUGCUGUUUCCUGCAGCAAUAGUAUCUGAUAUACAGUGGUACUCCCUGAUAUGAUAAUCAGCCAGUGACCGCCUGCAAGAUCAGAAUACAACCUCUAUUUAAACAGCGUUUCUCUUCAAAUUAUAAGUAAUCCCUGUAAGGCAAACCAUUCACUUUUAAAUUAAAGUAAAAUCUUGGUCAACGCGUUUCGUUCUCCUCACAGGACUGUUAAUGUUGUAUAAUUUCCGUGCGAUUCAGCCGCUGAUAAAUAGCCCACAUUUAAUAAGUUAUUAUAAAUUUUAUUAUGACUAAUUCUUAUCAGUCAUUACUAUGAUACAAAUGAAUAAGUUCCUUUAAAACAUGACAAACAUAUGAUACUUAAAGGGACACUGUAGUCACUAUAACCACUUUGUCUUUUUGAAUUGGUUAUAGUGCCUGGAGUGCCCUGGCACUGUGCCUCCUUUCAGUGUUGCACCAUGUUUGUGCAGUAUGCCACAAAAUAAGAGUCCCUGGCCACCCACAGUCCGGCCCCUUCUGUAUGUGUAGCUAAGGCAGAGAUUACACACUUCCUUGUUGUCAUACCCAUUCAUACCGUCAGCAGGAGCUCUGACAGGUUAAAAGCAGUCAGCUGACACUCCCAGCCAAUCACAGCUGCUUAUUGCUGCUCAGGGUAAUACUUCCUUAUUAGCCAAAGCAGCACAGAGGGGAUGGAAUGCAGUGGUCUCUUGUUUAACAUUAAAACAUUACAAGAUUAAAAACUGUUUAAUGCUGAAAGAAAUGACGGCACCAGGGUACUCCAGACACUAUAACCAGUUUAAUGAGAUGAAGCAGAUGCCGUGCCUACGGUGUCCCUUUAAUGUAAAUAUUUAGAAACAGAUCCAAUGUAAACAUACAUUGAAACUGCUCUACCCAACAUAUCUUGAGAUAAUACAAAUAAAAAUCCAUUGUUGAACCAAAGUAAAUUUUCUAUUUUUACAUUUUUAUAAAAACAAAUACUGCAACCAUUUUAACGAAAAACUACAUAAUUUAUACAAUCCCUUUUAACAUAAUUUAGAAUAAAUUAAAAUUUUAUAUAUAUAUAUAUAUAUAUAUAUAUAUAUUAUAUAUUUUUUUUUUUUAUUAUUAUUUUAAAUUCAUCUCCUUUAGCCCUUUUGUAGUUACCGUUUCAAAUUUAAAAUUCCACUUGGUUUCUAACUUCAAUAAUUUUUGUCUACUAUUUGCCCUGGAGCCCAGCAAAAUCCCUACCAUUAGUGUGUGAACUAAAUGUAACUGACCCAUGUUUAAUGUGAUGUCAAGUAACACAUCUAGUAUGUCCACAUUUCAAAUUUCCCCUCUCUACUUUAACUUGUUUCUUAUUAUGUGAAAUAUUCUGAUGAAUGUGUAACUUAGAGGGAGCUAAAUAAUUAUUUAGAUUAAAGGACCAUUAGGGUCCCACUCCCCCCGGGCUGGAUGGCGAGGAAGGGGUUAAAUCUUACCUUUUUUCCAGCGCCGGGCGGGGAGAUCUCCGCCUCCUCUCCUCCUCUUCGGCUGAAUGCGCAUGCGCGGCAGGAGCUCCCGCGCAUUCAGCCUGUCUCAUAGGAAAGCAUUCAUAAUGCUUUCCUAUGGACGCUGGCGUCUUCUCACUGUGAUUUUCACAGUGAGAAGCAUGCAAACGCCUCUAGCGGCUGUCAAUGAGACGGCCACUAGAGACUUUAGAGGCUUGAUUAACCCUAUUAUAAAAAUAGCAGUUUCUCUGAAACUGCUAUGUUUAUUAAAAAAAAAAAAAAGGGGGGGGGGUUAAUCCUUGAGGGACCUGGCACCCAGACCACUUCAUUAAGCUGAAGUGGUCUGGGUGCCUAGAGUGGUCCUUUUAAGGGACUUUGUGAAUGUAACUCUAGGGUUCUCAUGCAACAAAAAUGUAAUAAGGGAUCUUCAAAUAAUAUAAACAAACACUUUUUUUUUUUUUUUUACAAUAUACCAAUAAUCCUCUAAUAUUCUGAGUUAAACCGUAUGUAAAAACCGGUCUUCCUUCUUGUCUCAUCUUUUCCACUAAGCCAAAUUUUUCUUGGUCUCUUUACCACUUUUCUUACCUUUCUCUUGAAUAUCCAAAAACAUAAAAAUUUGUCAGCUCCAAUAUCUCCAGUAGUAUGCCCCGGUUCUUACUAUGUAGUCUUUUAUCUGGGAAAUGUAAUAACUUCUUAUCACAACUCUUUGAAUAUAUAUAUAUAUAUAUAUCUCCAUAUCCUGUUUUUCUGUUCAUUUGAGUAGGCUUGUAACUGUUACUAGUUUACUUCAUAUUAUUGUAUUUUUUUUAUACAGUAUGAAACUUUUUAUAUAGCAAAUUACAUUGAGGUAUAUUUGUCCAGUUUAAGGUGGCCACAAUAUAGUUUUAACUGUGUUGAAGUUUACCGAACAUAUCUUGAGUUUAAAUACAUUUUUCAUAUAUUAUAGAUAUUGCUACCUUUUACCUUUAUGAUAGAUUGAAUAUACAGUUCCUCUGUGCUUGCUUGUUGUGCAUUGUUUAGUAGAUUAACCCAGCCUACAUGGCAGGUAUUUGUAUUGUACAGGUGAAUAUGCAUAUAUGGGAAGGCACACAGGAUGGUUAUCCACCCCAGAGGUUGAUUAUUCUUGGUUAUUCUGAAGUCUAGACUUCAUGUUUUGCAACCAUUCUUGCUCUUACAGCAUAAACUGCAGUGGGAAAUGAGGCAGCGAGAGGAAGAGAUUGCAGAGCUGCAAAAAGCUCUAAGCGACAUGCAAGUUUUCCUCUACCAAGAACGUGAGCAUGUGCUGCGCUUGUACUCUGAAAAUGACCGACUCAAAAUCAGGUAAUUAGUCUUGCUGCAGUACUCAAAAGACCAGUGGAUUUUUUUUAAAGGAACCAUCCAAGAACAUAAUUAUUACCGCUUAUUACUGUGCUACGAGGCUCUCUAUUAAAAUGUACCUUUUAAUUCACACAGACACUUUAGUUUAAUUUGUGGUAUCCAAGCUUCUGUGUGUAGUGUUGUAUCUAAGAUGUUUGGGAAGUAAAAAGUAAAUUGCUAAGGAGAGCUUCCUAGCACCAUUACAAAUAUAAUCAGCUGAAGUGGUUAUAGUGCUUGGGUGUCUCUGUAAAACACCUCUGUCAACAAAAAUAUAUUUCAUAAAGAUAAAUCUAAUUGAAAUACUCGACUGCACGGAACUUUCAUUAAAGGCAGUCAAAAUAUAUAACACAAAGUAGGGACUACUUUGUCUGGUUAUAAAUGCCUAAGCUGAGAAAAGGGAGAGCUUCCACUGUCCAAUUUUGUUGAUUCUCUUAGCUGAGGCUAGUAAAUGCUGUGGGAACCUGAUAUUGUCUCAUUCAUUCUAAGAAUAGAUCUAUUGAGGUUCUUGUGGGAUCAUCCAUAGAUGUCCAUGUUGUAUUAUGCAUGAAGAAAGAUGAUGGAACCUGCAGGGCAGGGAAUUCUUCAGUUAAGUAGAACAGUCUUCUGCUGCACUCCUAGGCUUCCACAUCCCAAGUAGGGAUGCAGAAUACACAAAGACCCUCAACAGUGACAUAUACUCUUUAAAUAUUUUGUUUAUAUAAUGAAAUUGUUAAAAUUCUACUCGCUUUGCUUAAUGCCAUACAUCUUCAAGUUCCUUAGUUUGCACUUCUAGAUUCAUGAGGUAUGGUGUGGGUAGAGGAAGCUGUAUUGACAGGAGAAUGGGAGGUUUUAUAAUGUUCUCUUCUCUUGCCGUAGAGAGCUGGAUGACAGAAAGAAGAUACAACAGCUUUUGGCACUGGUGGGGACCUGCAGUGGAGAAAUAACCUACUUCCAUAAGGAACCUCCAAACAAGGUGAGACCAACAUUAAGUACCAAGUUUUCAAUGCAUUUGUGGAACACUUGAUUAGGGUUAAAGAAUCUGCAUAGGGAGUUAAUUGAUAUGUCAUAGCAUUAUGGUUGUAAGAAUGUAAGCCCAUGGAGCAGUGCCCUCCUCCCCUCUGUUACCAGACAGCUGGAUGUACAGGAACAAUUACAUGUAUGUUAAUCCACUCACUGUACAGUGCUACGGAAUUUGGCGCUAUAUAAAAAAAUAAUAAUAAGAGCAAUAGUCCACAACAUCUGGAGUGCCAAAGUUUGCCUAUCCUUGCUCUAGAAGAACACAGACUCUACAUUGUAUAGUACAGUUUAGACAACCGAGCAAAGAACAGGGAGAGGGAGGUAGAGAACUCACAUGAUGGGAUCAAAUGCCAGACUUGUCUUGUGGGGUGUAUCUGAAGAAAGAACUAAAUAAGUUUGACUAUAUUUUAUUAAUAAAAAAUUAACGUACAAAAGCAUGUUAGAGGGCAUAUCUAUCAAGUGGAAUAUAAGCAGGGUAUCAGCUGGUCCAUCCAACGGUAAGAAACCCGAGAACAUUAUAAAACAAUGAAACAAAUAUUGUGCUUUUUUAACAUAUGUAAAAGAUUAGUAUAAUGUGGUGGGUUUUUUUUGUUUUGUUUUUUAACUGUAUAGUUUUAUUGUUGUUGUGGUGUGAAUUCAAUCACAAUAGGUUCGAUUUUAGAAUUAAUUUUUUUUCAGCAUACAUGACAUGCUUAUCUUCAUAAAAUUGAGUUUCUUGUAGCAAAAUGGAUUUUGCCUUGUUGGUAUAACUGCUAAGAAAUAUUAGAACAGCAGAAAUAUACUAUUUAUUGUAUUUUUCUUGAUUUCCAAUGGCAGGUAACUAUCCCCCAGCGUACCAUUCAGUCUGGAGAUCCACAUGAGAGGAGGGAACAACGCCAAAAUCGUGCAGGUAAGUGGGUAAUGACCAUGACUGUUAUAAAAAUAUCCAAUUUUCCAUUCAUGUUUGAAGUAUGAGGAAUUCAAGAUUUAUUAAUUGUAGUGUAGCUUCCCACAAAAUUAAUCUAUGCCAUAAUUAAUUAAAAUAUGGCUUCAGGUAUACUAAAAACUCUUGCAUAACAAUGAAUUAACAACUGGCUGCACUAGUUAAACAUGUUUAACAUUGCGUUGUCAAAGUGCUUUUUUUUUUUUUUUCUUGCAGGUGGUAAGCGAAUAACAUUGAAAUCCACAAGCAAAGAAAACAUGAGGGUCGCAGAGAAGGAUGAUCAAACACUCUUGCUGCAGGUAUAUACUCAAGCACCUAUCUGUCUCAGAUUUUUAAUACUUUUUUUUUUUUUUCUUAUAGGGUAAAUACUUUUAGUAUUCUAAAAUAACGCUCUAUACUUCAUUCUUAAAGCUCCAUACACAUUACCUAAAACUGCAAAAACCACGAGCCUGCCUGCUCACAUCCGUGAAACAUUUAGUCAAAACCUUGUAUAACAUAGGUGACAUUGUACAUAAAUCAUGCAUUUACUGCUGCUGGAUAUUACUGAGGCUUUUUGGUAACAAAAGGUUUAAAUAACAGUUCAGGAGGUUCUUGAGGACUGCAAAGUACUCAGAAAAUUAUCUGCAAAAUAAGUUAAAGGGAAACUAUAGUGUCAAGAAAACAAACCGCAUCCCCUCACAGAGAUACAUUGACUCACUGCAUCUCUGAGGAAAGUUCAGUGUCUCCAUGUAGAUGGUGGAGACACUGAAUGUCAGUGCUGCACACUGUGGAGCACUGACCCAGGAAGCACCUAUUUUCUUCUCUAAAAAUGCAGUGUUUCUUUAAAAUGCCUGCAGGAAAGGCUAUAGAAACAAUAACAACUUAAUUCAGCUGCAGUUGUUCUGGUGACUUUAGUGUCCCUUUAAAAUGUAAAAUUAAUGAUGUGAUGUAUUUGGUAUACAUGCCUUUGAUUUUGUAAAUGCCAUGAGACUUUUUAUAUGCAUGCAAAAUCUGUCUGAUAGGUCCAUAGUAUCCUUGUUUUUCCCAUUCUGGACCCGGUUAAGGUAAACUUUAUUCCUCUGUACAACGCCCUAUACAAAUCUCUAAUAUUCUCCAGAUAGAGGCAUUGCAGGCACAGCUAGAAGAGCAGACACGGCUGUCUAAAGAGCAAGUGGAGUCCUUGUUGGAUGACCGGAGGAUUCGAAUGGAAGAGGCACAGGUGCAGCAUCAGAGGGAUCAAGACAAGGUCAAAGAACUGACUGAGAAGUGAGUUGAACAUUGCAUCAUUAUUCUAGAGUAGAAAGUCAGGACAUCAAGGACAAAGAAUUCUGUCAUCAACUUUGCUUUGGAUUUCCUGCUAGAUAAAAAUUAAGCAGCAUUAAAAGGUGUGCUUUAUAAUGAGUAAAAGGGAAGACACAAUCUAUGCCCCUUCUCUCUGAGCGGUUCUAGCUAAAAUUGAAGAUAAUCAUUUAGUUAAUGGCCACUGUUUAUAAUCUUCUCCCUUCUUUUUACACAGUUAAAGAUCCUUGAUAAAAUUAUGUCUCUAAUAGCAUCAUUUUAGUCUUUAAUGGCUGCUAUAGACUCUUUGUGGUGGUUAUACCUCUUUCCUUCUCAAGUUCUUUUUUUUUUUUUUUUUCUCCUAUGUUUGUUGUUUUUGAAAAUUGAGAUUACUUGCAUCUCCAAUUCUCUGUGCAUUGUUUUGUGCAUUUUUUUCUAUUUCUUUUUCAAGGGUUACUCCAAGCUCCAUGAACACUUCAGUAAUUUGAAGUGGCCAUGGUGCCUGGAGUUUUUGUUUUACUAUGAAAAGCUGCACAUGCUGAAUUUUAUCCAUCUGCUGCUAGAGCUGUAACUGCAGCAUAAUUUGAGUUGUAUUAGCUAGCCUUGAACAAGCAUACUAGGUGGCUAAUGUGAAUUCUGUCUAUAUUGGAUGUCUAAAUUUUGGUUUGCACAGCAUGCCUGCUCUAUUGUUUUAUGGUUGGAGUAACCCUUUAAAUAAAUUAACUAGAAAAGACAACACACACUGGGUUAUUGACUAAACUGAGAAUAAAAACGAAAUAUUAAAAGUAAGGUAAAAGUAGCUGAACAGGGUAUUUCCUCCAAAUCUGCUAUGCUUCCAGUUUAGUUACAUUGGCCUUAAAUUUGAAUUCUCACUUUAGUGACAUACACUGACAGUUACACACUGCUAUGCAUGGUUUAUCAAGUUACUUUGCUCAGCCAGUAACACUCUAUACUCCUUUUUCGUUGUUCACCUUGUUAUUACUAACUGAUCUUGGAACUCUGUCUCAACCAGAUUGAAUAAAACUCAAAAGCUGCUCUAUGAAAGCACAAGGGAUUUUUUGCAGCUGAAAUUUGAGGGCCGAGCUAAUGAGAAAUCUUGGAUGGCAGAAAAAGACAGGCUUCUGCGGGAUCUAGACCGUUGCCGAGACCAGCUAACUGUGGCCGAGAACCCAGAGCGAGAGAAGGAGCAUGAGUUGGAGGUCCUGCGUCUUUCACAAGCUGAAAGAGCAGCUCGGACAUCACGGAGUGAGGAAGUUAAGGUGACUCAAUUUCUUUUUUUUUUUUUUAAUUCUUUAUUUAUGAAAAGAUCAGACACCACAACAUUAUAUGCAACAUGAUGCAAUAAAGAACAACAUCGCAAUCACCAAAACAGUACACAUUACUUGUAAAAAAACAAACAAUAUUGCAAAAGUACAAAGCACAAACAGCAUAUCUAACAUAUGAAUGUCGUCCUUACAAGCUUGCUUACUGCGGUAUCCCACCCAUUUUAUUUUAAGUAAGACAAUAAAUUCCCAUCUGAUAGUGAAAUACACGAUGAUAUUUCACGCUAUCCAUCUAUAGCUACCCCUAUAAUGCAGUAAGAAUUUGGCUAAAUCAAUGAACUAAAACUCGGUGUACAGGGAUGACUUUUAUGCGAAGAUAUUUUAAUAAUAGCCUACCCUCCAAAUAUAGCUUCAGUGAGCCAUAUGGUAACUGGGUAGUAACCAGAUAGAUGGGAAGAAACAAUAUAAAGAUAAAUAAAGAAAAGAAAAGGUUAACCGAAAGAAGAGUACCAAAAGAGUAGAAGAGAAGGAAGAAGAGAGAGUAGGAUUGGGAGUAGGAUUGGGAGGGGGUAUUAUAAUUAUUUUCCCAGAAUGGUACUGAUGCCGAUACGAUCAGAUAGCUGGAUAGCCACGAGCCGGGAUGUUUUUAGCAAGUACCGCCAUGCCAGUGCGAAUAACUAUAAACCAUGAACAUCUCGUGGGAUCCUGAGGGUCCCGCUUCGGAAGGGGGAGUAAAAGUGUGCUAUACAUUCUGUCAUCGAUAGAGGUGUUUCGGGGUACGCAUGGAACGAGCCCGUCCCCCAUUCCCCUAAUCACCCACCCCACUAGCCACCCACGGGCUCCAAAUCUUUUCCAUUUUCUUCUUAGUGCCCCGGACCCUAGCUGUUAACUCGUCCAUUAUGUAUGUAUCUUUGAUCUUUUGUAUCACCACCUCCAUUGGGGGGGUCUCUCCCUGUAGCCACACUUGGGCCAUGGCCCUUCUAGCAGCCAGGGUCACCUUGUGUAGUAAAUUUUGUUCCGAUCUGGACCAGUUCUCCAGCGAUCUGGCCAGGAGGAAAACCCAGGGGUCUGGUUUGAUCACCCUAUCAAAGAUAUUUCCCAGUAAAUCCGCGACCCGUUUCCAGAAUUUUUGUGCCUCUGGACAGACCCACCACAUAUGUAUAUACGUCCCUUUCUGGCCACAUCCUCUCCAGCAUAAAUCUGUAUUAAUUUUAUUCAUCCGAUAAAGCUUCGCCGGGGUAGCGUACCACCGGAACAUAGUCUUAUAGGCUUGUUCUUGAAAUGUGACACAAAUAGACGAGGUCGCCGCUGCCUCCCAGAUCUCUUGCCACUCAACACCCUCCAGUUCCUCAUUCAGAUCCAUUUCCCAUUGAGACGUAUAAUGAAGCUCCCCCCAUUCAGAUGUGGUCGUACUGAGGUGCGCGUAUAAGUUAGUGAUGAGACCUUUCGGAAAUUGUUCUUGGAUGCACAUUCUUUCAAAAAACGUGAGUGGAGUCAAGGCGCUAGUUUUAAUCUGUGGGUUAUGGGCGAAGUCCCUUAACUGGAGGUAUCGGAAAAAAUCGGAGGGACGUAGAGUAGCUCUGGACUUCAAAUCAUCGAAGGAUAUAAAAGCACCCCCCUCAUAAAGAUGACAUAGUCGUUGUACCCCUGUGCUCUCUAUGCCCUUAAAGUUUCUGGCUUCCAAUCCCGGAGGGAAUGCUCGAUUCCUCAGAUAAGGGGCCAAUGGGGACAGAUGGGGGGAUAAACCAUAUUUGGUUGAUGUUGCGUCCCAGAUUUUCAAAGAGUUAGCGAUAGCUGGGCAAUCGACGCGUAUCAAUGGUCUGUGGUCCCUAGGGACCCACAUAAAGAAUUGAGGAACGUCGGAACCCAGAAGGGUGGCCUCCAGGUCGACCCACCGCCUCUCUUCCGGGGGAGCAUGCCAUAGCGCUAUUUGAGUUAAUUGAGACGCUAAAUAAUAAAAAUAAAGGUUCGGUAGACCUAAGCCCCCCCUCGCUUUUGACCUGUAAAGAACAUUACGCGAAACUCUAUGUUUCCUAUUCUGCCAUAUGAAUUUCCCAAUGGCCUGCUGGAGCGUCCCUAGAUCUGACUUGGACAGCCGGACCGGGAGAGCUUGAAAUAGAAACAGAAUCCUAGGGAGAAUAUUCAUUUUCACAGAGUGAAUCCUACCAAUCCAGGAGAUCGGCUUAUCUAUCCAUUUCUCCAUGUCUCCUAUCAAGGUGCGGAUCAUAGGGACAUAGUUUUGCUGAAAUAAUUGGGAAGGGUCCGCUGUCAGCCGAACCCCCAAAUACUUUAUAUGGUCGUUUGCUAUACGUAUCCUAUAGGUGUCUCCGAUGUGGGCGAUAUCCGUGUCGCUCAUGCUUAUGGGAAGUGCGCUUGACUUAGUUAAGUUCACCCUAUAUCCGGCCAGUUCGCUGUAGGCCUCCAACACUGUCGCCAAUGCCUCCAUCGAAUUUAUCGGAUCCGUCAGGGUUAGCAAGACAUCGUCAGCAAAGCCAGACACCACAUAUCGCUGCUCCCGAAUCACGAUCCCCUUGAUGUCGGAGCUAUUUCUAAUUGUUUGUAGGAGGGGUUCCAAAGAGAGAGCGAACAGUAGAGGCGACAGCGGGCAGCCCUGCCUAGUCCCAUUCCCCAAAUUAAAAGGUUCCAUCUUCGCGCCCGAAAUCCGGACUCGAGCCCGAACGUCAGUGUACAUUGCUUGUAUCGUAGUUAUAAAGGGUUCAGGGAUACCAAACUGUCGGAGAGUCUCGAAAAGAUAAGGCCACUUUACCCUAUCGAAAGCUUUCUCCGCAUCGAGUGACAAUAUCAACGUCGGGAUCCCCCUAGUUGCCUGCCGCCAGAUAAGAUCAAUGUUGCGUCUAGUAUUUUCAAAUAGCUGCCUGCCAGGCACAAAGCCAACUUGGUCAGGGUGUAUCAAUCGUGUUAACAAGGGGUUCAGUCUGUGUGCCAAUAUUUUGGCAAGAAUUUUGGAGUCAUGAUUUAUCAAAGAAAUCGGGCGAAAGUUUUCGGGGACAGAAUCAUCCUUGCCAGGUUUCGGUAACAGCACGAUAUCCGCUAUUGACAUAUCCCUAUCUGGCGUUCCUCCCUCCAUUAGGUCAUUAAACCACUUUUCCAUGUGGGGUAUAAGUUCCUCUCGAAAUAUCUUAUAAUAGCUGCCGUCGAAGCCAUCCGGGCCCGGAGCUUUGUUACCCUUUAAAGCAGAUAUUGCAGCAUCGAUCUCUUCGACCGUAAUCCUUUCUCCAAGGGCAGCUGAGUCUUCUCCCCGCAACCUAGGUAGCUUCAAUUGAGAUAAAAAUGCCUGCGAAUUGUCCGUGUCACUCCUCUGGGUGCUUGUAGCCCCGCUGGAAUGAUUAUAUAAUUUGGUAUAGUACUCUGUAAAAACCUUAGCAAUAGCGGAAGGGUCUGUGCAAUACUUACCCGUAGCGUCUUUGAUUCUUGUAAUAUGGGAGUGACUCUGUCUCGGGCGAAGAGAUCUGGCCAACAAGGUAUCCAUUUUGUUGGAUUUUUCGUAGUAAGUCCUUUUGGACCAGACUAAAGCUCUUGCAGUCUCGUCGAGGAGCGUUUCGCGGACCGAAGCCCGCAAUUUCCUUACUUCCUGCAAUGUGGUAGGCGACGAGGCCGCCUUGUGUUUUUCUUCCGCUUUCCCCAGGGCUUCGAGGAGAGAUGUUAGUAAUUGUGUCUUACGUUUCUUCUUAAGCGUAGCUUCGCGAAUCAAUAUACCCCGGAUAACCGUCUUGUAUGCGGCCCACACCGUGGCAGGCCGGGGACCAGAGUCCGCAUUCCGUGUGAAGUACUCAGUCAGUUCCUUGCGUAUGAUCUCCACCACGGCUGGAUCCUGAAGCAAAGAGGUGUUCAGUCUCCAGGUCCACGGAGAUGCCAUACUUAAUUUAUCCAGAGUCAUCGUGAUGUCAGCAUGGUCCGACCAAGUGAUCGAACCUACUGAAGUUUUCGACACCUUUGGGACCGUGAGGGGGUUCACCAGAAAUAAGUCUAUCCUCGAAUACGUAUCGUGAGGUGCUGAAUAAAAAGUGUAAUCACGGUCGUCUGGAUGAUGAGCUCUCCAGAUAUCGACCAGGCCUGUACGAUGCAUAAAAGUGCGUAGUAUUUUAUCUUGACUACCUCUCCCGUGGGACCUCGGCAACCCAUCGCCAGGACCCCUGUCAACCGCAGGACACGGGGUGGCGUUCAGGUCCCCCCCCACCACCGUCAUUCCGUGUGGCAGAGUGUUCACCAUCUGCGUUAUUCCAUCCCAAAAAGCAACAGAGGGGUCGUUUGGGGCAUAGACAUUGAGGAAAUGCACUGCAUGAGAGUGCAGUCUCCCCGAAACCAGCACGAAACGGCCACCCGGGUCGGCCACCACGUUUUCCACCCUCAGCGGGCAUCUAUGGUGUAUAACGAUAGCAACUCCAUUCCGUUUAUUUAAAGCCCUAGCUUCAUGGACUGUCCUGAAAGUGUGAUCCUUCAGGGCGAAUUUAGCCGAUGCGGAUAGGUGCGUCUCCUGCAAGAAGGCAAUAUCUGGGCUCAUGCGUUUGAGAUCCCUGAACAUGAGGCGGCGUUUGCUCGGAGCAUUCAGGCCCUUAACAUUCAAUGAUAAUAUUUUUAAAGGCAUAGUUUCCGAAAGGAGGGCAAGCCAAUGCCUCCUAACAGCCCACUACUGGGCCAGUAAGGAGAUUGCACCAAAUAUCUCAUCUCAGUACCAUGGGAGCCCGGCUCCGGACCAUCCAGACAGAGUUCAGCGGCAUAACUGCCCUCUCCUGUUCCCCCUCCCAAGGGAAAUAGUAAAGAUUUAGAACUGGACAACAAACAAGAAAUAGGAAAAAAGAAUAAGUUUGAAACAAAGAAGGACACACAGAACCUGUGUAUCUGGUGCCUGGUCUUACCUAUAGCCAGGUUUGAUUGGGGCACAUGUUCCAGCCCCUCCGGAAUCUGAAGGAUUCUCCAGAGAAGCGGGAGCAUACACCAACAGAGAAAAGCACCCAUAGGGUGCCAACACAGACUAAUUAUGAGACACAAUGAAAUACAAUAAGAUGUCAGAUAGCUGCAUUACCUACAUAUACACAACCAGAAAAUCCCCUCCCCCUAGGCAGAGAUCCAAACAACUUCCCCCCCCCGCGAGGAAGACCCCCCCAAAAAGAGAGGCGGGGCAAAACAAUAUGGCAUAAUCUGCGCAUUUAAACAAUGAACCCAAAAUCAAAAUCAAACUCACCCGCUCCCCCCAAGAACGCACGCCCCACUGUUCCCUUAACCCACCAUAAAUAACAUAAAAUGUGCCUGGGAGGCAGAAAGGGCCCAAGAGUAUGGAAAAUAUACAUAAAAGAACGCCGUAGCAUAAACAUAGCCCCGUGACCCCAAGACCUCCCCCCCAUAGCUGAACCCACAAGCUUCCGCCGAAUCCCAUCCCCUGUGCGUAAGAUCAAAAGUAAAUGCAGUGUGGUACAUAAGCUAAUUGUAAAAGCAGGGUCAACCCUAUCAACCACCCGCCCUACAUAAUAAACACACAUCCCGCCACCCUCCGCCGCCCCAAAACUAUACAGGGAUGAGAUGUAUAACAGAAGACAAGGUUAAGUAAGCAUUUCAAGUCAAAAAACGUUCCCCAACCAAAAUUCGGGCCGGUGCGGGCGUCCCGAAUAACCGUGAGGGCCCUGCAAUGUUAGGACGGGUGUUGCCCGAAAAGAGGUACAAUCCCUGAGCCCGAUCAACCUCAUUAGGCGAUUGCAGAGGGGAAAAAAAUGAAGAACACAGGAUGGGAACAUUUGGGAACGAAGAGAAGAAAUCCCUAACCCGCCCCAUUCAGGAAGCAACCCAACCCAUGAACUGGCAACCAAACCCAAGCAAUCCCCAUCAAGGGAGCCAGGCCAGCAAUAAAUAUAAAUAAAAAAUAAAAUUAAAGAUAAAAAAAGGGGGGGGGGGACAUGGGGACCCAUCUUAACCCACCCAAACAACACAUGCCCUCCCGUGGCACAGCACCACCUGGAGCCGUAGAAAUCCGACCUGCGAGACCGGGAGCAAAAUUCCUCUCUCCUCACUCACCCGCCUCGGACCAAACACGUGGAAGGGAUCCCAGCACCUCCGCCGUCGCCAUCGGAACCACGAAACCUUCAGGGGCCUGAAUCCCCAGCUCCCGCAGGAACGCCGCUGGAUCACCGUCGGGAAACAAGAUCUUAGUGCGGCCGUCGUGAAAGGCCAUCAGACGGAAAGGGUGACCCCAGGCAUAUUUGAUCGAAUGGUGUUGUAAUACCUCGGUCAUGGGGCGCCACUCUCGCCUUUUCUGUAGUGUGGCUGGGGUCAGAUCCUGGUAGAGGGCCAGCUCCACUCCUUUAUGGGUGAUAGGGCUAUUUCUGCCCCUUUUCAUCAGGGCCUCCUUAGUUUGAAAGCAGAGGAAUUUAAUAAUCACAUCUCUCGGCCGCCGAUCAUCUGACCGCUUAGCCCGGAGAGCCCGAUGCGCCCGCUCAAUAUGCCAAAGCUGGUCCGGCAUGUCGGGGAGAAGCGGCCUAAGGAUGCCCGAAACGACCUCAAUCAGAGACCCUUCCCCCUCCUGCUCAGGCAAGCCCCGAAGACGAAUAUUGUUUCGGCGCGAUCUAUUUCCGAGGUCUUCAAUUGCCAGUUCAGCAGAGAUCAGUCGGGUCGUCAGAAUAUUAAUCUGUGCGGCAGCAGCGUUGUGGGCCACAACCGUGGACUCCACCCGCUGUUCCAAUGCAGCCGUCCUCGUCCCUACAGCCUGAAUCUCCGCUUUCACCUCGUCCGAGCUCCUGACUAUUUCAGUAGCAAGGUAGGAGCGGACCUCCGCUAAUUUGGCCAGUAUCUGGCCGGUAUCUGUUUCCCGAGUACCUGUAGCCGCACUGCUGCCUGGGCUUGAUGGCGAGCGCGGCGUUCCCUGACCUUCCCGUCCGCCAUCUUGGGUGCUUAGACGCACAGCGCGGGAGGCCGCGAACAGCUCCGAGACGGUGGCACCCGAUUCCAUCGCUUUUUUCCCCUGUUUCCUCGGGGCCCUCUUGUCCAUCAUGGGUCUCCUGCCUCUGCAGGUAUUUUGCAAUUAUAUCUCGGCUGUAGUUAGCAGUUGGCACCGUGGCUGCAGCAGAGCUUUACAUGGACACGUCCAUCUUGCUCGCCUGCAAACCACGCCCGUCGACUCAAUUUCAUAAACCUGCAAUGUCUCUCCUGCUUUAAACUGUGCAAGACUGGUGCCAUUUUUUUAUUUAUUUUUUUAUUUUUAUUUUUUUAAAUCCACUACCUGGAUGUAGGGAAAUGAAACCUAUGUUUAGCAUCCCCGAAUAUUACCAGACAAACCACUGAUGUAAGUUUGCUCGUGAAAGCAUAAGGUCUGAUGUAACAUUAUAGCGUUGAUGCCCCUCCAAAAUUCUGUCAUUAAGUUUAACAUUAAUUUGUCAAGAUAUGGUAAUCUAUUACCGUAGCCAUGCUGUUUGGAUAGGAUAAAAAGCUUCUUUUACGGGGAAGCUGUAGAUCUGUGGUUCAUAGUCCUCAAUGCACAUUUGACAGUUGCAUGAUAUAGGCAUUUCCCAAUUCUAUUCCUCUGGGUAUAAUGACUAAAUUGUAAAUUAUUUAGUUAUGACUAUAUACUACUUUUUCUGGCAUAUGGUGGCAGUACAUGUGGGUUUUGCUCCUUUCCUGUGGACAAGCAUCUAACAAGAUUAAUUAAGUUAACAAACCCCUCCCCCUUGCCCUAUAUAAGGGCUUUACGGCAAAACCUACCCCAGUUUCCUUUCUUGUCCUGAGAGGGAAGGACACAGCAUCUAGAUGGUGAGACACACAGGCUGUUGGUCUGGGGGAUCCGGUCCGAGAGCUGCUCGGGUGGUAGGUUGAGAGACCAUGCUUCCGACCGGUAGGUUACGGAGUAAGUGGAGAUGUGAUUCCUUUUAUGCCGAGAAGGGUUCCGGCAAUACUUCCUGGAGGCUGAGUUUAUCCGGCGCACAUCAGUGGAACGCACGCCCGGGUGGUGCUGCGUUCCACCUAAGCUUCCGGUUGCGCUAGUACGCAUGCGCAAACCGAAAGGGUGUGUGUAUGUGUGUGUAUAUAUCUCUAUAUAUCUCUGUAUAUCUAUAUAUCUCUAUAUCUCUCUAUAUAUAUAUAUAUAUCUAUAUCUAUAUCUAUAUCUAUAUCUCUAUAUAUAUCUCUAUCUCUAUCUCCACUAUAUGCUGUAUGUAUGAGUUACUGUGAGCUAUGACGAGUUGCUAUGAGCAGUAUGUGUCCUCUAUAUGCUCUAUGAUAAAUUGCUGUGAGGUCUCAGCUUCUAUAUAUAUCCACUAUAUGCUCUAUGUAGGAGUUACUGUGAGCAGUAUAUGUACCCAUUAUAUGCCCUAUGACGAGUUGCUGGGAGAAGUAUAUUCUAUCCACUAUAUGCUCUAGGAGGGCUCAGCCUCAGUGUGAGUAUACACUAGAUGCUCUAUGUAGGAGUUAUUAUGAGGACAGCCUCUGUAUAUGUAUCCUAUAUGCUCUAUGACGAGUUGAUGUGAGCUUUGUAUGAGUUACUAUGAGGACUAAACCUCAGUAUCGGCUCUAUAUAUGAGUUAAUGUGAGAACUCAGCCAUCAGUAUAUGUAUCCACUAGAGGCUCUAUGUAUGCGUUAUUAUGAGGUCUCUGCCUCUCUAUAUGUAUCUACUAUAUGCUCUACGACGUGUUGAUGUAGGGAAUCAGCUUCAGUAUAUGCAUCCACUUUUAUGCGCUAGGUAUAGUUACUAUAUAGACUCAGCCUCAGUCUAUAUACCCACUACAUGCUCUAUGUAUGAGUUUUUAAGAGGACACAACCUCUGUAGAUGUAUCCACUAUAUACUCUAGGUUGAGUUUGUGAGAUCUCAGCUUCAGUAUAUGUUCCCACCAUAGGCACUAUGUAUGAGUUACUAUGUGGACUCACCCUCAGUAUAUGUAUCCACUAUAGGCUCUAUGUAGGAGUUAUUGGAAGGACACGGCCUCUUACUACGUAGCCUUUUUUUGCUAUAUGAUAAAUGCUCAAUAUAUGUGUUUCUAUGAGGGUUCGGUUUCAGUAUAUGUGAUUUUUAUUUUUUUUUCUAUACUGUAUGUUGGAGUUAGGAGGACACAGCACAGUAUAAUGCUCUAUGUAAUAGUUACUAUAAGGACACAGCCUUGGUAAUUCUAUCCUCUAUAUGCUCUAUGAAUGAGUUUCUGUGGUUACAGAGCCUCAGUAUAGGUAUUCUCUAGGGAUGUGUUCUAGGAGGUUACUACCUCAGUAUAUAUAUCCUCUAUUUGCUCUAUACAUUAGUUACUGUGAGGUCGCCACCUCUAUAUAUGUAUCCACAUGUUGGGUUAUUUCUAGGAAUCCUAUCAGACAGCUUUACUUGCGGGAGCUGCGGUAACCAGAGCUAUAUAUUUUUUUCUUCUCCUCUCCUGGUUGCUCAAUGCAAUACUGAACAUGAUUCCUGGAGAUCAGGAUUAACCUAUGCUACAUUAGUGCCUAAAUUGGCAAUUGUCAAAGAAUGAUUCAUUUGUUUUCUCUUUAGGUCUGUGUUUGGUAACUUUAUGGUUGCAAUCAUAGACGGCUGAUACCGCACCUAAAAUUUAGAUAAUUUGGGAUCAGAACAGAGGUAGACAUGUCUGACGCUACCAGACAUCCAGGGAUCCUUAUUCACUUUCAAGGAGUUCCUUAGUCUCGUGUUUCAGUCCAACAGGUUGUUGGUUUUCUUUUUCCAAUCAUAGAGUAAGGGAGUUGGUAGAAGCAGAUCCGGAUUUGAAAGAUAUUGUUCCAUCAGAGCUUAGUCCUUUAGUGGACUCUAAAUGGGAGAUUCUAUCAGCCUAGCUGGGAAAAGUAGAGGCUCUAGAUGGGGUUUUUUUUUUUUUUUUUCAAUUUUUCCCAUUGUGUAAAAGCUUUACUUUCUUGGUGUAAGUCCUCAGAGUUCCUUUCAGGAGGCCUGUUUCUUGCGUCUGAAGUUCACUACAGAUGCUGUCGAAACUGUUUGGUGAGCUUAUCUAGUUUCCAUCAUACUUCGAGGUUUAGGUUAAGGUAAAAUGCGCAGUUUCAGGGAUUUCAGCCAUGUUUUCCGCCUUCACCCCUCCAGUCAGUGGAUGCAGCGGAAGGCCAUAUAGAUUCAAAUGGACUCGUGUACAAUGGGUUUAUAUACGUCAACCAGCAAGGAGGAAUCAGAGUAGGCACUCUUUAUCGCCUGUAGGCAGUUAUCUUGCUGUGGUGCAAAAAUAUCUAGUAGAUAUUUCGGCAGUUUUCUUUUCAGAGGGAUCGACAAUUACAUAGCUGUCAAGCUCGGCAGGGGUAAUUGGAAUCAAAGAGUUUGGUCCUGAGCUCCAUGUGUUGUUUUAUGUUCUGGAGAGGAGCUUUGAUUUUUUUCCAGACUUGACCCUUAGGGCAAGCAUUACAGAAGCCAAGUUCCCCAAGUUUCCUCCCUGUUCAGAGCAGGUCCCUUCGAUGAAUAGAGAUACUCUCAUUGUAAUGUAAUGUUAGGCUUGCUUAUGUCUUUCUUCCGUUGACACGAUUUCCAAGGAUUCUUCGGAAAUUAGGGCAGUCGGAACUCGAUCCUGGUUCCUAUUCUACUCUAGGCCAAACAAGGUUCUUGUUCCCGACGUUAAAGAAGAUGGCCCCCACACAGUGGGAACUUCCAAUCUCGUACAAUCUCAUAAUAAACAGGAAUCUAACCUAGGGUUCUGUAGAAGUUCAGGUUUACGGCCUGGCUACUGCUGUGUUAAACUAGACUUCCUGCUUUUUCUGUCUACUUUCAUAUAAAGGUCAGGUUUUUUGGGGUUUUUUGAUGGUGGGAACACCAUUGCCCGCGUGUUCAUCUGUCUCUAAGACCCAUGUUUCAAAUUUUUCUGAAUUUUUUUUUUCUGCAGACUUGGGUCUUUCUGCUUUGAAGUUCAAGCCUCAGUCUUAAGACUCACUGAGAAAGAUUUUGCAUCUGUUUGUUAAUCUAUAGAUUUGUUGUGAUCGGUCAGGUCCAGACAUCCUCCUAGAGAUCUGUUUUUUUCCUGCCCAGGGUUUAUCAUUGAAUUUUCCAGCUAUUUGUGUCCCUCUUUCGAUCUUUUGGAAGAGGUGUCUCUUACAGGUUUCGUUCCUCUAAGUGGCCGUCAGACCAGCUAAAAGAUUCAAUGAGCUUCAGGCAUUUUCUUCCCCAGAUGAUUUUUGCAGUAUUGCUAUGGACAGGGUGGUUCUUCACCUUACAAAACUUCCUUUUUUUUCCCUACAAGUCAACCGAUUGUGUCUGCUUUCCCUUGGGUGGUUGUCCCACCUCUCUUCAGGAGCUUAAAGAGUUGUGUUUUUUUUUUUGUUUUUUUUUUCUUGGAGCAUUGCAAGGUUUUUCUUCCUAGGACUGAGGAGCUCAGGUAUUCUGGCCUGUUGUUUGUUAACCUCCAGUGUAGAUUCCAGGGGUACGGAGCUUCCUGCAAAAAACUUUGGUUUAAAUUGACUCAGACGAGCAAGUAGAUUGGCAUAUUUUUCUUGUGGUCCUUAAGUGCCAAUAUCUCUUACGGCUCUUUUCACUCAGGUAAUGUUUCUCCAGUAGAUGUCCGUAAGGCAGCAUCUUGGCCUGCCUUUCCACAUCUUCGUUAUUCUCUACAGGCUUGAGAUAUUCUCAGCCUCGUUAAUGGCCUUUGGGCGUAAAGUUUGCGAGCUGUACUAGCAUUUGACCCACUCGGUUGGUGUAUCUUGCUAUAUCCCACAUGUACUGCCACCGUAUGCCAGAAAAAACAGAAAUUUUUAUUUACCGUAAAUUCUUUUUUUCUUAAUAUGGUGGCAGAAUAUAUAUCCCAGCACUCAAGGUUCCCGGUCUUUUCGUGCUCCGGUGCAAACAAUCUCCAACCAGUAUAAAGUAUCCAAGAAGAGAGCACUAUGGAGUCUUGUAAUUUAAAAAGUAAAUGCUGCUAUAUUGUGCAGAAAACAAAAAUUUUUGACAUUUCAGUCAAUGCUGACUUUUUUUCAAGACAAUUCAUAUAGUGAAUAACCAGUGAUUAUAUACGUAACAAAACAGUUCACAUUGGUGGGUGAAAAAUGAUGAAAACGAGGUCAGGUGACGUCAAAGAUGACGUGGUAGGAAAGACUUUGCAGGUGUGUAUUAACCCUAUUAGGUAGAGCCAUUCAGAAUUUGUUAAAGCAUGGAGUUGAAUGCAAAUAAAUCACCCACAAUGAAUUUGACUAUUUAUAUGAACUCUAUCCUAGAUGUCCAAUUCUCUAUACCCUCCCCAAAGUGCACAAAGACUGUGUCCAUCCACCGUGCCGCCCAAUAGUUUCAGCAAUUGGGGGUCUGCUGGAACCAAUAGGGAGAUGGCUGGACAAGCUCUUUAAAGAGCCGGUGAUGUCACGAAGUACUUGUAUCAAGGAUAGCAAUGAUGUUAUCAAAAUCCUGAAGGAAUUGGUAGUUCAACCUAAUGGAUUGCUUUUGGCCACAAUUGACGUCUGCAGUUUGUACACCUCUAUCCCUCAUCAGGAAGGGUUAGAGGCAAUGGGGGAGGUACUGAGGGGGGCAGCCUCAAUUUCAAGAUCUCCAGUGGACUAUAUCUUAGAUCUCUUACAGGCGUGCCUAACCUUAAACUAUUUUAGAUUUGAGUCUACUUACUACACACAAUUGACUCGAACGUCCAUGGGAGCUCCGAUGGCCCCCAUGUACGCCAAUUCAUUUAUGUACAUCUAUGAAAAACAUUACAUUCUUGAGAAGUAUGCAACAAAUAUCUUGCACUUUAUGAGAUUUAUCGAUGACCUUUUACUGUUAUGGAUUGGUACAGCAGAAGAGUUUGAGUCCAUGAUGUAUGAAUUAAAUAAUUCAUCUGGCAGACCAGUACUUCAAAGAUAAAUUUUCUUGACUUGCAAAUCUUCAUCCAUAAUAACGAAUUUGGGUAUACUUUAUAUUCCAAAGAAACAGAUCGCAAUACUCUGCUUCACGCCUCGAGCUUCCAUCCACAUAAAUUGAAAAAAUCUCUCCCUAUCUCUGUUUUAGUUUUUUGUAAUAAUUCUAAUCCAGAUAUUGCACAGAAUCAGAUACAGGAGAUGUACCUUAAAUUUAAAGCUCGGGGAUAUUCAAAAUCUUCCUUAAACUCAGCUUACAUUAAGGCUCUACAGUCUAUCUCAGAGAAAAAGAUCUAUCAUAAUAUCGGAGAUCAAUUUAUUUUCCCUCAAGCCUAUCAUCCUAACUCCGAUAAGCUACGUUCAAAUAUUUUGGAGAAUUGGAUGACUAUUAGUAAAGAUUCAACUCUGCCCACACUGUUCCAAAAGCCACCUAUCAUGAGUUAUAGGAAAGGGAAAAGUUUGAAAGACAUUUUGGUGCAUACUGAUCAAUUGACUUUUUCACAAAAGUCAGCAUUGACUGAAACGUCGACAUUUUUUGUAUUCUGCACAAUAAAGAGGCAUUUACUUUUAAAUUAUAAGACUCCAGAGUGCUCUCUUCUUGAAUACUGUGUGUGUGUGUGUAUAUGUUUUUUUUUGUUUUUAUUCUUGCUACUUACUGGGGUAGGUUUUGCCGGAUAGCCCUUAUAUAGGGCAAAGGGGAGGGGUUUGUUAACUUAAUUACUCUUGUUAGAUGCUUGUCCACAGGAAAGGAGCAAAACCCACAUGUACUGCCACCAUAUUAAGAAAAAAAAAAAUUACGGUAAGUAAAAAUUUCUGUUUUCCCACAUGACGAUGCAUUAAAGGUAUGUUCUACACCGGGGGUGAAUAAAAGGUUAAUCCUCCCACAUGCCUCUUAGAACACUUUAUGCAGCAUAAUUCAUGUUCUGCUUACCUCCUAGACCUAGAUGAUUGCCAACUGCAGACUCACUGCCAACUGCUAUCCUUUCUAAAAUAUCACUCUGCAUUGGUAAAGCUUGAAAACACUGCAAACUGAGUUUAACUGCUUCUCCCAUACUAAGAAAUCUUAUUUAUUUUUUUUGUCUGCCAUUCUCAGUCUUAACCUUGCACCAUUUUAUUUUUGUUCCCCAAACUCACAUCCCUGCUUUGUCCAGUCUCUCACAGAGCAAUUGGCACAAGUGCACCGUCUGUCAGAUAUGUACCGGGAGCAGUGUGUGGCACUGGAAGACGAACUGGCGAGGAUCCGAGAAGAGGGUGACGUGGGGCGUGAAAUCUUUAAGGUGAGAGACACUACGGCACCUUGUCCUGUUGACAAUAUUUAGAGUUCAUUAUCUGGGGCUUUCCAAAAAUUCUGACUAUAAAUGUAAAAAUAACCAAAAAUGGAAUAUUACAUACUGCCUUAACCUUAAAAAUGUGCAGUAUUAACCUGUGACGUUGUCAAAUGUUGUAAGAUGCACACAGACGCUGAUGUGGCUUUGUGUAAUUUAGUUGAUACAUGCACGACAAAAAUAAAGAAUUAAAAAAAAAAAAAAGGUGAGAGACACUGUGCAGUCUUUAAAUUCAGAUCAAUCAUAAAUUACCAUCACCAUCGGUGCUUUGAGUGACUCCACUUACCUAGGGUCUCUCCAGCAGUUAGUCUACUGCAUGGCUUAUUCUCUACCAGCUAAUUUUGGAUGUUGUAGUCAGAAACUCUAGAGAAGGGGUCCCAAACUCAACUAACAAGGUAUCAUUUGGCCAAGUUGUCUUCUAUUAGUACCACAGAAUCGUACUCCAAAAUGCCCACAUUUAUAUUUCCAGAUGUGGUCACACAGACCGAUUAAUGUUCCUUUACACACAGCUGCAGUACCAACUCAAGAGUCGUGAAGCAUUAGGUUUAAUGUGUGUUUAUAUAUACACCUCCCCCUUAUAAACAUCCAAACCGAGGGAAGUUGCAGGAGGAAAUUAUGGAAACUGCCUUUCCACCUCUUAUUUCUCCCUUCAGAUGUACGGUAUGUGGAAAGAGAGCAGAGCUAUGACUUUUCGUUAUGUUCACAUCCCCUUUACACAUAAUGAGCAGUAGGUGUGUUCCUGACAUUGAGUGAAGAGAGAGCUUCUCUCAGAAUGUAGCGUCAAUGCUAGCAGCCCAAUUUUCGAUUUGGUCUGGUCAGAUUUUGGAUAUCCGACAGCCGCCUUGCGGGCUGCAAAAAAAGUAGUUGGGGGGGCCAAACAAAACCUAUGCUGUAAAAUAAUACAACAUAAAUUGAAAAUAGAACUACUUUGGGGGAAUAUGACUAAUUUCAUAGCGUCCUUCUACAUAUAUGAAUUUUGUCAGAAAACCUGUAGAUUUGCUUCCAUUUUUUUAUCAUCUGGCUCAAAAUCCAACAUUUUGCCAUAAUUUGUUACCCAGCAGGUUAAUCUCCAGUAUUCUAAUUUUAUCUGUUAGGAACGUUCUGAUAAAGUGGCCAAAAGACUGCAAAUGAUGACCCAGCGCUAUGAGGCACUGGAAAAGAGGCGCAACAUGGAGGUUGAGGGCUUCAAAACUGAUAUUAAGUUGCUCAGGCAGAGGUUAAAGGAUGUAGAGAAACAGCUGUUCAAGGUGAGUCAGAGUAAUGCACUGAAACUUCAAUUACAUGGAUAUUGGGUAUUUAAAAUAAUUGCAGGAUGUUUACGUGAAUGCCAACACUUUAUUUUUAUUUUUUUAUAUAUAUUAAUAAACAAUUUAUGUAGAAUAAAGGAACCAUAAUCACAACAGUUUAUCGUAGUGUUAUUUGUGCUAUCAGUUUAUUGGAGCUCUCAAAGUUUUCUGUUAACUGUUUUUGGAGCAGUUUAACAAAAACCUAGGCUUUUUAGGUACCCAUAACACCCACUUUACCUCCCACCUCCUCUGAAGCCACAUUUCUGCAUUAUCUGUGCAAAACCAUUCAGUCUUUGAAUUCUUUGCAUAUACUCCUAGCACUAGAACUUUUUACAAUAAACUGUAGUGGUUUUAAUUCUUAGAGUGUCCCUUUAAAAAUACACUUCAGGUGGUAUAUAUUAUUCAACUAUGACUUUUUUUACUUUCAGAAUUUUGAUCUGUGUCAACAUGACUCUAAUCCUCCAAUAACCAUAACUACUACAGCUUAUUGUUUUGAUACAAGGAAUGUGGUUCCUAUGUGUACUCUCUCUCUCGCUCCUUCUCUCUUGCUCCGUUUAUUAUCUAUGUAAUUUGUUAGUUAUAGUUUUAUAUUAAACCAACUUUGCUUUAAUAAUGUUAGCCACACAUUAAUUUUGGUAGCAUAGCACAAUCAAAUAUUUAAUUACAACCAUUGUUUGUAGGUUUUAAAAAAAAAAAAAAAUUUACACCAUUUUUCUAGGUAACUUUAAACAUUGGCCCAGACCAAGACCUCGCAAUCCUGAGUGCUGUGCGCCAAGGGAACAAACGCACACACAAAAUCCAAGGGGAGCUGCGCAACCUAAAAGCCAAAAUCCAUGGGCUGGAGAAUGAGCUCCGAAUAGGAUGAAGGAUUUUUGCAGUUAUGAAAAUUGUUGUGUUGGUUACAGUCCGACUGAAAUGCUAACCUUAGUACAAAGAAGUGAUUAAAUGGACAGCUGUUCUCUCUGACAUAUUUAAUUUAAAUUUAAAUUAUUAAAGAUUUUUUUGUAUUUUUUACCACUCUAUUAAAGUUCUAUUAAAAGCAAGUAAUGUUACUAAAUGUGACAAUGUUUGUAAUUGUGAGUUCCAACAAUAUUUUUAUUCACUGUUGUGAUGCAAUCAUCAAAAAAAUAAUUUUCGCUAGAACAGGCGUUCCCAACACAGUCCGCAAGUACCCCUU